AUGACGUAGAUGCAUUAGUGAUUUUAUUUCUCUUUGACUGUAGUCUAUGGUCAACCGGCGUCUGAUAAAUGUUGUUGUUUAUUUGUGAAAUCUAAAUAAUAAAUAAUGUAAAAUUAAAAACAUGUCUGUAUUAUCUGAAUAUAAAUUGUUUUUCCCAAUAGACAGCAUUCAAAAAGUAUGUGACAUGUUUGAGGAGCAGCUGCGCAGUAAUAAAGAACCGGAUUUAGCAUUGUUUUCCAUCAUAGUUGGUGCUGUUGAAAAUAAUUUAACAAAUGUUAAAAACAGCGAUAAGGACGUGAGUUUGUCCGCAAAUAAAUUUAUCAAAAUGAAGUUUCCUUCUGUAGAAUGGGAGGAAGUUAAAACACUCUAUGACCGCUUCGUAUCUUUGAUGAAAAGUGGCGUGGACGCGAAAUUAUUAGGUGGAGAAGUAGCUACACGUGAUUUAGUAAAACGAGUGGCUGAUGUUGUUUGGAACUCAUUAACACGCAGUUACUAUAAGGAUAGGGCGCACCUACAAUCAAUUUACAGCUUUUUAAAAGGAAACAAAUUGGAUUGUUUUGGAGUAGCUUUUGCAGUGACUGCUGGCUGUCAAGUUUUGGGUAAACAAGAUGUGCAUUUGGCACUCUCAGAAGAUCAUGCUUGGGUGGUUUUUGGAAAAGAUGGAAUGAACACUGCUGAAGUAACAUGGCAUGGGAAAGGCAAUGAAGACAAAAGGGGACGAUCAGUUGGUGAAGGAGUGCUUGCUCGGUCAUGGCUGUAUGUGGCUGGUAAACCAGUUGUAUGCACACGGGUAAUGGAGCUUGCAGCGUUAGUGUCAUCAAUUAAUCCAACACUGACACCUACUAUUGAUGUACAUGAAGUAGCCCAGAUGCAGCACAGGCUCCUUUGGUUGCUUUAUGACAAAGGUCAUUUAGAUGCAUAUCCUAUGGCUUUAGGAAAUCUUGGUGAUCUAGAUGAGUAUAUGAAAAUAUCUAAUUGCGCUGAAGAACCAGACAGCUCCAACGUAAAAAACGAGGCGGGCACGAAUCCAAGUACACCUAGACCAGAUUCUGCAGCUUUGUACGUUCAGGCGAUUCGCUCUUCCAGAACACAUUAUGAGGAUCGCCACGUAUAUCCAUAUACUUUUCAAGGUGGCUAUUAUCACAGGUACAAGAUGUAUAAAGAAGCAUUUCAUGCCUGGGCUUGUGCUGGUGAUGUUAUAAGACACUAUAACUAUUCAAGAGAUGAUGAAGAAAUAUACAAAGAAUUUUCUGAAAUUGCAAAUGAACUAAUACCCCAAUUGAUGAAAGCUGAAAGCUCUGGACAUUCUGCAAGAUCGAUUUUAAAGGAUCCAGAAUGUUUUGCGUCUCUUCUUAGGUUUUAUGAUGGAAUAUGUAAAUGGGAAGAGGGAAGUCAAACGCCCAUUUUGCACAUUGGAUGGGCAAAGCCUCUUGUUAGUACCAUAUCAAAGUUUGAUGCUGAGGUGAGAGCCCAAGUAAAUAUCAUCUGCAGUCCUGACAAUGGCGAGCCAACUGACGAACCACAAAAAUCUGAAGAUUCAAAUCAGAAAGAGGAUAAGAAAAUAGAUAAUGAUAGUUGGAACAAUAACACUGAAAAUGCAGAGUUGUCAGUGCGGGAGCAAUUGACAGCAGCAGUAAAUAGCCGACCUCGUGUCACACUAUACAGUCACAAAAUGGCAGCCCUUAAACCACUGUUGUUAGCUGAGCGUUUGAACACACACGCAUUGCAAUUACAACUGACUGCGCAAAGUCAAUUACAAAGACCGCAGCCACCUGCCAAAAGGCGAGAGGAUGAUGAACACACUUCUCAAGCACCGACCGCUCGAGCAAAGCGGGCUCGCCGCGAACGUUAGUACUUUCUGUACAAAACAAUGUAAAUAUAAUAUAUUAUAAUUCUAUCUUUAAAAGAUUAAGAAAAUAGAACAUAGUGAAAUAUUUUUUUGGUAGUACAAUCAUACUCAAGGAGUAGAUGAACUUUGCUUAUAUAUUACCAAUCCAAUACUUGUAUUUUACCAAUCCUCAGUAUAUAUUCGAUAUUUAUCUAAUAAUAAUGGGAUUAUUUGUUGGGUAUUUCAAGUGUGUCAAGAAACAUAACAACAGAGAAUACGACAAAUAAAUCACAUGAUGUUGGUAAUGUGUUUCUGAGCAUACAAAAUACAAGGGUUUGUAUAGAAUUGGAUUAGUACAAAGUGGGUUUUAAAAAAACAGUUAAAUUUUUUAGUUUUGAAUUAUUGUUGUAAGAUUGUUCUAUGGUAAGAAUAUAAUAUUUGCAUUUUUAAACGUUUCCCAAAAUUUAAAGUUUUUCGUAGGCUAUAAAUGACUGCUUUAAAUUGUUUAUAAACUUUUAUGCUAAGCAUAAUUCAAAAAGAGUGAGACUCUUUGGUUGUUAUUAUUAUUAUUUAUUACUCUGUUUAGUUCCAUAACAACUCUUAUAUCAGAGUAUG
Messenger RNA from Pararge aegeria (speckled wood butterfly), 2443 nucleotides. RefSeq names its product menin (gene Mnn1). Gene Ontology annotation, cellular component: nucleus; histone methyltransferase complex; chromatin. Gene Ontology annotation, molecular function: chromatin binding; Y-form DNA binding; transcription cis-regulatory region binding. NCBI's taxonomy places the organism in Eukaryota, Metazoa, Arthropoda, Insecta, Lepidoptera, Nymphalidae. The record is from RefSeq and is a predicted model, not a curated record. The transcript has 5 exons. The coding region runs from base 122 to 1852 and encodes 576 amino acids. Gene Ontology annotation, biological process: regulation of transcription by RNA polymerase II; negative regulation of cell cycle; negative regulation of cell population proliferation.